UCAUUGAGGAGUCCCUUAAAGCCUAGAGAAACUGUUUUCAUGGUCACUCACUCACAUACAUAUCUACUUAUUAAAAAACUUUUUCAGGCACACGAGAAAAAGAAAAUGGCAUCUCAAACCGUUUCUAGAGGACAAAAACCACAUGUGGUUUGCGUGCCUUUCCCGGCUCAAGGCCACAUCAACCCGAUGCUGAAAGUGGCUAAACUCCUACACACCAGAGGCUUCCACGUCACCUUCGUCAAUACCAUCUACAACCACAAACGUCUCCUCCGUUCCCGUGGACCCAACGCCCUCAACGGGAUUCCUUCUUUCCGGUACGAGUCUAUUCCUGAUGGUCUUCCCGAGACCAACAAGGACGCCACCCAGGACGUCCCUCCUCUUUGUGCGUCCACAAAGAAAAACUGUCUAGCUCCAUUCAAGGAGCUUCUCAGGCGGAUCAACACGGCAGAUGAUGUUCCUCCGGUGAGUAGUAUUGUAUCGGACGGUAUAAUGAGCUUUACCCUUGAUGCUGCGGAGGAACUUGGAGUCCCGGAUGUUGUUUUUUGGACAACCAGUGCUUGUGGCUUCUUGGCUUAUCUAUAUUUCUAUAGCUUCAUCGAGAAGGGGUUAUCACCACUAAAAGAUGAGAGUUACUUAACCAAGGAGAACUUAGACACAAAAAUAGAUUGGAUACCAUCAAUGAGAAACUUAAGACUAAAGGACAUCCCAAGCUUCAUCAGAACGACUAAUCCUGACGACAUAAUGCUCAACUUUUUUGUUCAUGAGGCUGACCGAGUCAAACGCGCUUCUGCUAUCAUUCUUAACACAUUCGAUGAGCUCGAACAUGACACCAUCCAAUCUAUUAAAUCUAUUAUACCUCAUGUGUACUCUGUUGGACCGCUCCAACUACUGGUGAAGCGGGAGAUGAAAAAGGAUAGUGAGAUCAGACAAAUGGAAACAAAUUUGUGGAGAGAGGAGAGGGAGUGUUUGGAUUGGCUCAAUACCAAAUCUCCAAACAGUGUCGUUUAUGUUAAUUUCGGAAGCAUAACAGUGAUGAGUGCAAAACAUCUCGUGGAGUUUGCUUGGGGUUUGGCAGCAACAAAGAAAGAUUUCUUGUGGGUGAUCAGGCCGGAUUUAGUAGUUGGUGAUGUGGCUAUGGUUCCACCAGAGUUUCUAAUAGAGACAGCUGAUCGAAGGAUGUUGGCGAGUUGGUGUCCUCAAGAAAACGUCCUUUCUCAUCCGGCAGUUGGAGGUUUCUUAACACAUAGUGGAUGGAAUUCGACUUUGGAGAGUCUCUCAAAUGGAGUUCCAAUGGUGUGUUGGCCGUUCUUUGCAGAGCAACAAACAAAUUGCAAAUAUUGUUGUGAUGAAUGGGAGGUGGGGAUGGAGAUUAGUGGAGAUGUAAGGAGGGAAGAGGUUGAGGAGUUGGUUAGAGAGCUGAUGGAUGGAGAGAAAGGAAAAAAAAUGAGAGAGAAGGCAGAAGAGUGGCGACGCUUGGCUGAGGAAGCGACGAAGCAUAUGUGUGGUUCGUCGGAACUAAGUUUUGAGAUGGUUGUUGGCAAGGUCCUUUUAGGGGGUAGAGAAUAAUUAUAAAAAUAUUUUAUGUUAUGAAAAAUGUGUACGUCAUACAUAUAUAUAUAUAUAUAUAUAUAAUCAUGAACAAGUAUUUGAGGUUCGUAGUUCGUACUUUUAUUUUAUCGUUUGUAUUUUAUAUCUUGAGUUAGCAAAUUGACAAGUAAACCAAUA
Molecule: messenger RNA, 1725 nt
Organism: Camelina sativa (false flax)
Lineage: Eukaryota; Viridiplantae; Streptophyta; Magnoliopsida; Brassicales; Brassicaceae
Product: UDP-glycosyltransferase 85A5-like
Molecular function (GO): quercetin 3-O-glucosyltransferase activity; quercetin 7-O-glucosyltransferase activity
Source: RefSeq, a predicted model, not a curated record